Toxotes jaculatrix (banded archerfish) is the source of this 2301-nucleotide messenger RNA. It is a transcript of the gene entpd6, whose product is annotated as ectonucleoside triphosphate diphosphohydrolase 6. The transcript is spliced from 14 exons. Lineage: Eukaryota; Metazoa; Chordata; Actinopteri; Toxotidae. Gene Ontology annotation, biological process: nucleoside diphosphate catabolic process. Gene Ontology annotation, cellular component: membrane; Golgi apparatus. Bases 243 to 1565 code for a protein of 440 amino acids. The record is from RefSeq and is a predicted model, not a curated record. Gene Ontology annotation, molecular function: UDP phosphatase activity; GDP phosphatase activity.
CAGACGGCGCGGUGUUGUGGCAGCGGAGUCAGAUCAGAGAGCAGAAUGAGGAGAAAAGUGAAUGAAGAGUUGAAUUAACGGAGCAGCCGCUGACGGGUUCUGCUCGGACUCACGCCUGCUGGAAGGCUGCAGUGUGGAGCAGAGUGUCCUGUUUAAUGUGAAUAUUGAAGGAUUUUCUAAAACAGAUUUUGCCUCAGACUCUCAGGCUGCAGCUCUUGGAGCUCCACACAGAAUGAGUCGCGAUGAAGAGACCAAAGCUGGCCGGAGUCUUCCUCUUUGUGGGCUGCCUGCUCGCCUACCUGAUGUUUGUGAAGCGUCACUACACCGUCUCAAAGCCCGAAACCUACAGACUACCUGCUCACCGCCGGCCUGGUUCGGACCAGAUCGGAGACCAUAGGCCGGCCUCUGCUGCUGGACUGAGCUUCCGGUAUGGCAUCAUGUUUGAUGCUGGGAGCACUGGGACCAGAGUCCACAUCUUCAAGUUCCAGAUAGAGAACCAAGAAGCUCCCAAACUGGCCCACGAGACGUUCAGAGCCAUCAAACCCGGACUGUCUGCGUACGCCGAGGAUCCAGGGAAGUGUACUUCAGGGAUCAUGGAGCUGUUGGAGGUGGCGAAGUCCACCGUUCCCCCCUCCGUCUGGGACACCACCCCAGUGGUCCUGAAGGCCACAGCUGGUCUCCGCCUGCUGCCUGGAGAGAAGGCCAACCACCUGCUGGACAGGGUGAGGGCGCUGUUUCUGCAGUCCCCCUUCCUGUCCAGAGACGACAGCGUGUCCAUCAUGGACGGCACUGACGAAGGGAUUUCUGCAUGGAUCACCGUCAACUUCCUGACCGGUGGUCUUCACAGUGCAGACGCUCCCACAGUGGGGAUGUUGGAUUUGGGUGGUGGAUCCACUCAGAUCACCUUCAGUCCUCAGGACGAGAAAACCAUCCAGACCUCACCUGUCGACGACAUCAGGUCCUUCCAGAUGUUCAACAACACACACACUGUCUACAGUCACAGUUAUCUGGGUCUGGGUCUGAUGUCGGCUCGACUCGCCGUCUUAGGAGGCGUGGACUCUCCGCCCCUAGGGGGCAGCACUGAGCUGGUCAGCCCCUGCCUUGCUCCGGAGUACUCAGGCAGGUGGGAGCACGCUGACAUUGUGUACACCGUGAAGGGACAGAAGGCGGGGGAGCAGGUUUACGAGGCGUGUCUGACCAAAGUGGAGAAAGUUCUGUACAGGAAGGUGAUGAAGGCGUCUGAAGCUGCGGACAUGGACUUCUACGCCUUCUCCUACUACUACGACCGAGCCGUGGACCUCGGCGUCAUCGAGGAGAAGGAGGGAGGAACCAUUACAGUGUCCGAUUACAUCGACGCAGCUAAGAGAGUGUGUGGCGGUCUGUCCGUUCGUCCUCUGCAGAGUCCAUUCCUCUGUCUGGACCUGGUCUACAUCUCAGUGCUGCUGCAGGAGCUUGGAUUCCCUCCACACAAACAGUUCAAGCUGGCGAGGAUGAUCAACCAGGUGAAAACCAGUUGGGCCCUGGGAGCCACCUUCCAUUACAUGGAAUCCCUGAGGAGACACUGAAGACUUUAAUUUUGAAAAGAUGCUGAAUGUAUGUAAUAUCCUGGAGCAUGUAAAGCUCCUGGACUUCCUGAAGAUCCCAGACUCAUGGUGAGCUCCUCCAGUCCCUACACUGACAGCUGCAGGUGAACCUCCUCUCCACCGCUGGCUGUCUCUGGUCCGUCUGUCUCUGUCUCAGUCUUUGAGAGUCCAGAACACAGCCCUGGAGACUGGACCUGAAUUUCAUAUGUGUACUUUAGUGUUUUUUAAAACAGAGUCCUCGUGGAUUUACUCAGGUCAAAGAUUCAGGACUGAGACAGCUGAUUGGACUGGACACGAGUCUGGUCUCAUCCAACCUCAGAGUCCUUCACUCAAACACGUAUGUGCCGUCCAACACACUGACGGCCACCAAAGACCAGCCAACCGCAGAUGAACGCAUCAGGACCUGGUCUCCGUCGGCUCGUGGGUCAUGUGACCGGUCUGAUCGUCCUAUCAGAUGGAUCCAGCUGUGCUCAGGUUCAGGUGUUAGUCAUCCGUGCUGGACUGAUCCGGUUUCUGCAGGUCCGUUACAUCUGCUGCUGCCUCUGAAAAACCCAGAGCAGCAGGUGGUUGUGAAAGUUCAGGGUGAAGUCACACUCCCCAUCACACCUUCACCCCCCAGCAUCUCUGUGACUGGCUUUUUAAAAAGUCUGCUCUUUGAAUUCUUCUAAAGUUUAUUUAAUCAGCUGUUUAAUAAAGAGCUUCGUGUGAUUCUUCCCUG